Engraulis encrasicolus (European anchovy) is the source of this 516-nucleotide messenger RNA. RefSeq names its product ribosomal protein, large P2 (gene rplp2a). NCBI's taxonomy places the organism in Eukaryota, Metazoa, Chordata, Actinopteri, Clupeiformes, Engraulidae. Gene Ontology annotation, molecular function: structural constituent of ribosome. Gene Ontology annotation, cellular component: cytosolic large ribosomal subunit; ribosome. The record is from RefSeq and is a predicted model, not a curated record. Gene Ontology annotation, biological process: cytoplasmic translational elongation. The transcript is spliced from 5 exons. Bases 121 to 471 code for a protein of 116 amino acids.
ACCAAUGGCCAAUCAGAUCAUCUGAUAUAAGCCUCGAUCUAGACGUCACUUCCUCAGCACACUCUCCCUUCCGGAAAUCUCAAGCGUGACCGACGUUUCGUGUCUGUAAUAGGCUUAAAAAUGCGUUACGUGGCCGCUUACCUACUGGCAGUGCUGGGUGGAAACACCAGCCCCUCCUCCAAGGAUAUCAAGACCAUCUUGGGGAGUGUUGGAAUAGAGGCCGACGAUGAGAAGCUUGACAAGGUCGUCAAUGAACUGAACGGCAAAGACAUCAAUGAAGUCAUGAACUGUGGUCUCUCCAAGUUAGCCUCCGUGCCAGCAGGUGGCGCAGUCAUGGCCUCCGCCGCAGCUGCAGGUGGAGGAGGAGCUUCUGCCGCUGGGGAAGCCCCUGCCGCGGAAGAGAAAAAGGAGGAGAAGAAGGAAGAAUCAGAAGAGUCUGAUGAAGAUAUGGGAUUCGGGCUCUUUGAUUAAUCUUUCUUCUUUGAUAAAAAUAAAAACAAAAAUGGGAAAUUUUAA